AGGAGCCAACUUCAGUUUGGACUUACGUACAUUCUGUUCCUGACCUCUCUAUAUAUAGCUUUCGAUCAUAGUCGUUGCAUAUCAGGAUAGAAUAUCACAAGUUUGAUUACUUGUACAUCAGAUAAGGUUAUAUACAUUUGAGAUUGUGAUUUCAAUUAACAGAAGAGAUACUUGAGAAUGGUUAUAAGAUCACUUAGCUUCGACUCUAAGCAAAAGGAGACAUUGAGAAUGGUUAGCUUCAAGAAAAGAGAUUCAGAGAACGAUAAUGCGCCAGAUUUUUCUGAUAGCUGUGAACAACCUGACAUAUGCUUUGAGAAAUGGAAGCCCAAAAGGCCAAAACUCGAUGCAACUGUUUCCUACACGCACCAGGCAAAUACUCCUUCAAAAUCAUCGGCUGAAUUUGGAAUUCUCUUCUCUCCAAGGCCAGUUGGCGAGCUUGAUGAGGCUGCGGUUAAGGUGCAGAAAGUUUACAAGAGUUACCGGACUAGAAGAAACCUUGCAGACUGUGCCGUUCUUGUUGAGGAGCUCUGGUGGAAGGUAUUAGAUUUUGCAGCCCUUAGGAGGAGCUCUGUGUCGUUCUUUAGCAUUGAGAAACCAGAAAGUGCUGUUUCGCGAUGGGCUCGGGCUAAGAUGAGAGCAGCUAAGGUUGGAAAGGGGUUGUCGAAGGACGAGAAAGCUCAAAAACUAGCUCUCAGACACUGGCUUGAAGCUAUUGAUCCACGCCAUCGCUAUGGACACAACCUACAUUUGUAUUAUGACAUCUGGUUUAACAGUCAGAGCUCACAACCUUUCUUUUACUGGCUUGAUGUUGGAGAUGGUAAAGAAGCAAAUCUUGAUAAGUGCCAAAGGACCAUUUUGCAGCAUCAAUGCAUCAAAUAUCUGGGACCAAUAGAGAGGGAAGCAUAUGAAGUGAUCGUAGAGAGUGGGAAGCUUGUUUACAAACAAAGUGGGGUACCUUUGAACACCACUGAGUGCUCAAAGUGGAUAUUUGUGCUCAGCACAUCGAGAAACUUUUAUGUUGGGCAGAAGAAGAAAGGCCUUUUCCAGCACUCUAGUUUUUUAGCCGGAGGAGCCACAACUGCAGCCGGGAGAUUGGUUGCACAUAAUGGUGUUCUUGAGGCUAUAUGGCCAUACAGUGGUCAUUACUGCCCAACAGAAGAGAAUUUCAUGGAGUUCAUUAGUUUCCUCGAGGAGCACAACGUAGACUUGAGCAAUGUCAAGAGGUGUGCAAUAGAUGAUGAUGUUCCACCAUCGAAAUUUACCAAAGAAGAGGAGUCGAAGUCAAGCUCCAUCAAUCAUCAUGGACACCACCUUGACAAUGUCAAGGUGCCGGUACUUCAACUAGGCCAGCACCAGUCAUCCAAAUGGACUACUGGAGCUGGCCCACGUAUCGGUUGUGUAAGGGAAUACCCUCCAAUGCUGCAAUAUCAUGCGAUGGAACAAGUAAAUUUAUCCCCUCGGCUCAAGAUGGGACACUUUUUAUCUAGCACCCGCGUGAUCCCUUCGCCAAGGCCUAGUUCGAGCAUUCAUUUAUCGCCUCGGCUGGCUAAGAUGGGACUCCCUAGCCCAAGGGUAAAGCAUAAUUCUGUAGCAAACUAAGUUUUGACCAAUUUCACUGCAAUGGUGAAUUCUUGCUUUUGGAGCAGUUAGGUAUACUUUCUGGUGCAAGAUGUGAUCUUACAAGAGGAUGAAGAGGACUGACUCAGAGAUUAAGGUUUUUUCAUGGCCUUGAAUUUGGGGUCAUCUAACUUGAGCUGAUCCAAAAUUUACUUCUUAAUGGUGAUCCGGCCCUUUCGGGGCUUGGAUUUCCUUGUAUAGUCUUAUCGUUGUGCGUUUCAGCAGUUAGAGUUAUACUUAUGUUUUUUUUUUUAAUCAAUUCUUUGAAAUUGAAUUGUAUUCAAAUACAAGUGAAUUAAUAAAAUAAGUUCAAGAAUUUAUUGUAUAGAUUAUUGCCAAGAAUGCUUGAGCACAAU
Rhododendron vialii is the source of this 1973-nucleotide messenger RNA. RefSeq names its product IQ domain-containing protein IQM1-like. The transcript has 9 exons. The record is from RefSeq and is a predicted model, not a curated record. The coding region runs from base 178 to 1599 and encodes 473 amino acids. Gene Ontology annotation, molecular function: protein binding. NCBI's taxonomy places the organism in Eukaryota, Viridiplantae, Streptophyta, Magnoliopsida, Ericales, Ericaceae.